Molecule: messenger RNA, 5676 nt
Organism: Lethenteron reissneri (Far Eastern brook lamprey)
Lineage: Eukaryota; Metazoa; Chordata; Hyperoartia; Petromyzontiformes; Petromyzontidae
Product: retinoic acid receptor RXR-alpha-B-like
Biological process (GO): regulation of DNA-templated transcription
Cellular component (GO): nucleus
Molecular function (GO): zinc ion binding; nuclear steroid receptor activity; sequence-specific DNA binding
Source: RefSeq, a predicted model, not a curated record
GACGGGCGUCACCGGCGCCUUGCGCCACCCUCCUUCGUCAGGGCUUCACCGCCCGGCGUGGUGACGUUUACGCUCAAACAUCCCCCAUUGCUUGCGACGGCGGUGGGCGAGGGCCGCCUCGUCCGGCGGUGGGAUGACAAAGCGCGGCUCGGACGCCGUCACGUGGAAAACAAGUGGCGAGCUGCAGAUCCCUCAGCGCAGAUGAACGGCCCCCCGGUCUUGUCGCACCACCACAUGAUGGGCGCUGGCCCGCAGCACCACGGCCUGCACCAUGAGCUCCCCCACCACGGCAUCUCCUCCUCCUCGUCGCCCAUGGGCGGCGGAGGCCUCUCCCCGCCCGCGCUCAACGGCAUGUGCUCGCCGUACCCGGUCAUCUCCUCCUCCACCGUGGGGCCCAACCUGCACACGCCGCCGUCCUCCCAGCACGGCGUGUCCUACAUGGGCGGCCCGCAGAUGAACUCGAGCAUGAACAUGGGCAGCGUGAGCAGCUCUGAGGACGUGAAGCCGCCCCUGGGUCUGCAUGGGAACAUCCGCCUGGGAUCCCCGCUGCCCUUCCCCAACCCGCUCUGCCUCCCCAAACACAUCUGCGCCAUCUGCGGCGACCGCUCCUCCGGCAAGCACUACGGCGUGUACAGCUGCGAGGGCUGCAAGGGCUUCUUCAAGCGCACGGUGCGCAAGGACCUCACCUACACGUGUCGCGACACCAAGGGCUGCAUCGUGGACAAGCGGCAGCGCAACCGCUGCCAGUACUGCCGCUACCAGAAGUGCCUCAACACCGGCAUGAAGCGCGAAGCCGUGCAGGAGGAGCGCCAGCGGGGUAGGGAGCGCGAGGACUGCGACAGCGAGGGCGGCGUCCCGCUCGAGGACAUGCCGGUCGACAAGAUCCUGGAGGCCGAGCUCGCCGUGGAGCCCAAGACUGAGGGCGGCUGCGAGCCCGGCGGCGGCGGUGGCGGCGGCGGCGGCAGGAGCCGUACCGCCUCCCCCGGCACCUCGCCGAACGACCCUGUCACGAACAUUUGCCAAGCGGCCGACAAGCAGCUCUUCACGCUCGUCGAGUGGUCCAAGAGGGUGCCGCACUUCUCUGAGCUCCCCCUCGACGACCAAGUGAUCCUGCUGAGAGCCGGGUGGAACGAGCUGCUGAUCGCGUCGUUCUCGCACCGCUCGAUCGGCGUCUCCGACGGGAUCCUGUUGGCCACGGGGCUGCACGUCCACCGCAGCAGUGCCCACAGCGCCGGCGUCGGCUCCAUCUUCGACCGGGUCCUCACGGAGCUCGUCUCCAAGAUGCGGGACAUGAAUAUGGACAAGGCCGAGCUGGGCUGCCUGCGUGCCAUCGUCCUCUUCAACCCCGACGCAAAGGGGCUGUCGAGCCCCAGUGACGUGGAGGCACUCCGGGAGAAAGUCUACGCAUCGCUGGAGUCCUACUGCAAGCAGAAAUACCCCGAUCAGCCCGGCAGGUUCGCGAAGCUCUUGCUGCGCCUGCCCGCCCUGCGUUCCAUCGGCCUCAAGUGCCUGGAACACUUGUUUUUCUUCAAGCUCAUCGGCGACACUCCCAUAGACACCUUCCUCAUGGAAAUGCUGGAGGCCCCCCAUCAGAUGACUUGAGAUUGGGGGGGGGGGGGUUGUCAGGCGGGUGGGCGGGGUGGAUGGGUGGUUGGGGGGGUCGGAGAUGCCUCUUCGGAGUUUUCAAACAUUUUAUCAAAUUCGCACGUCCGGAGAAAAAUCUCGUGGGACUUUAUGCAAAAACUCCCGCUCGGCUCGGAGGCGGAGGAGGGAGCGGGUUCCACACGUGGCAGCGUGAAGCUUUUCACACGACGAGCUGCAGCUGAAAAUUGAUUUCCUUCGUAAAAAGAAAAUAAAACCCUUUGAUUUUGUUGUGAAUUUGAGGCCGUCAAAAAUUAUCGCGGCCUUGUGUUUUAUAGCCUCUACCGCUGCCAAACGCAGAUCCUCUCCGUACGUUUCAAGCUUCGAGGGGCCGCUUACCUUCUGCUUUGCAAACGAGACCGGGGAAGAUCUGUUAAAACAUUUUAGAAAUUACAACUUAAUCGUCGGCCAAACAGCUGCUUCAAGACUCGUGCGCGCAAGUUGAGAAGACGUUCGAGACGUGGCGUCGAUCCUCGUACAGGAUUAAAAUCGCGUUGUCGUUGUGAGAGCAAUGAUCAUUUUUUGGUGAGCAUUGUUUCGGAAGAAACUUUAAUUAGUUUGCCACUAAUUUCUCUGCAUAUUUAAAAUUGGAAUGUAUUUGCAAUUUUAUUUAAAAACUAAUUUUAUCACAGGUGUGCAAUUUCCAUCAAGGCGCAGACAGCAAAAACAUUUCCUUUUGUUGUGGAACUCCGCCACAGACGGCACAGCCACACGACAGCCGAGAUCUGUACGGGGCCUAUCCUCCCCAGCCACGGGGCCACAUCCCCUUCAGCCGGAUCUCACGAGAGUUCUCGUUUUCGACGAACAAGCGCGUGGACGUGGGUUUAACAGCGUUAAGUGCAAACAAAACAAAUUCAUCUUAUUGAUAAAAUUAUGUUGAGUACGGAAAAAGAAGACAACCUCCUUCAUCGCAAAACACUGAUGAAGUGCGUAAAUGUUGGUCCUUAAAAUAGACAGCUGCCGAUUGGCCCCUGCGACCUGGCCUAGCUGGCCACAAGGAGAGCAGAAUUCGCGUCGUGAAAUUGCCGAGCGUGCACCGAGUACCUUCGCUUCAACAUCGCUUGCUCCCAGCAUGCAACCGCGUGUUGUGGAGGACUCGUAGUGCCGGCUCCCCCAGCAUGCAGUGCGUUGAGCGACGCAGCUGUAAUCAAACAGAAGCCAGGCUUGCGCUGAUGUCCUUUUAAAUUUUGUAACUUUCACUUGUUAAUGUUUUUUGUUGUUGCUGCAAUUAACGACGCUUCAAACUCAGGCCAAACAGCCCAUGACACGGUACAUUGCGAGUUGCCUACGUGGUCGGAGGCGGCUGUGUUCGUUUGUUGGGGCUCCGUCAUGAUGACUUGCAGGAACAGAUUUAGUCGGUGAAUGCUUGAACUGAAAUUUGAGAUUGUUGGCAUUUUCAAACUCAAUAUAUCAGAAUGUAACAUUGCCAAGUUGUGGCGUUUGGAAAGAUCUAAUCAUUUUUUUUCCAGAGAAAGAAAAUGACAUUUUUAGGAUUUUUUGAUAAUAGUUCCGUCCUCGCAAAAUGAAAAGCUUUUAGAAGGAUUAAUAAAACAUGCAAUUUAUACAUAGUAUGUACACAUACAUUGAAUGCAAAACAACUUUAAUAAAUUAUAAUCAUCCGUUAUUUAUCCAGGAAAGCCACACUCUUGAGUGCCAAGACUCUGGUCUCGAGGGAGCGGUCCUGCGUUGGGAAGUUCGUUCGGUCUACUCCACGUUUUGAGGAGGAGUUUCCUCCCCGCGCGUGGGGAAAGACGCCGGGGAGAAUUUCCUCGACAGAGGAUGGCCAGGAAUCAACGGGCACCUUGCGUAUACUCUGUGGGGUUUCCUCAGCAAGGCACUUUCUCUUGAAGGAAAAAAACUUUAAAGCAUAAGCAUCUAUUUCUUGUUGUUGUUGUUGUUGUUAAAAGACGGACCUGUACAAACUGUGUUACUGCCUGUGGUCGCGGAAACGACCGUCGAGGUUUUGAAUACCAAUUUUUUUGGUGAUUGUUGCAUGAACUAUGGGAUAAUGCAGAUUAUUGAUAUAACGUUUAAAUUAUCUCUGUCGGUUAAUCCACAUUUGUAAUGCACAUUUACAGGAAUUUAAAAGCCAUCACUGAUAAUGGGAUGAUGUAAUACUUAUAUAAAUAAUUAAAUCCCUAUCAUUAGUACGCUAGAGACACCAAACUGGGUAGAACCCGUGCAGUUACGCACAUACACAUCAUGCAUUAGUAUUAUUAUGAUUGUUAUACGUGUGUGUGUGUAUUUGAGCACAAAAUAUGCAUUAAGAUAAAAAAAAAAGCCUGGAAUAUGUUUGCCGUAAACGCCUGUGGACGUCUCGUAACGUGGCAAAAGCUCCACAGCACAUUAAUGAGAGCCAUCUGCAUAGACACUCGUUUAUUUAACCGUGCAAGGCCGUGUCAGAUUUGUUAUCCGUGUUUGAGAAAUGCAGCCCUAGCGGGAGAAAUGUAUCCCAGCUGGAAUUGAGUGUCCGAGUGGGGUUGGUGGCGUGGUGAUUUUUUUUACGCUUUAUCGGUCACGCUCGAUCUAACCCUGUGAGCCGCACGUGCUUUGUAACCCGAACGCCACCACCAGCACCACAGCCGAUGUCGCACGUCAUCACGCCGGCAUAGCCAAGCAGGUACCAAUCCCGACAGAAAUUACCGGCGGCCGUCGCCAGGAGCCAAACUUCGUGUUUCAGCGGUAAGAGGAGAGGCGCCUCUCCUGGCUCGCGAUGUCACAGCUACGACGAGGCGACCGAGCAGAGCCAAGCGGCUGUGUUUCCCAGGCUAUCUGACAUGAGUUCAGCUCUUUGAAAUGUGACAAGAAAGGGCUUUUCGAGCGCGUGGGUCGUGCGUGCGCCACUGACACCACUGCACGUGACGCGCGACCGCUUCGCCAACUCGAGAGUGUGCCUGGAAGUCGAUUUUCAGUUUUUAUUUGAACAGCGUUCAAAACUUGUACCUGACAGCUUGCGAUACACAGCGUUCUGGUGCACGUUUUGCGAGAUUUGUAUUCGGAGGGUUGCGCGUGUGUUUUUUUGUGAUAAAAACGUAAGUGAGCGACGGUGAGAGCUUUUGCCGGGUUGUGAACACCCUCUGCAGCUCGCACGGCCGAGUCCGCGUGGGCUCCAGUGCCUCAGACAUCAAGAGAAGACAAUCCGGAAUGGCCGACCAUUGUUUUUGUUGUUGCUACAGAGUGUCAAGAGUCAACAUGGGGAAGGGGGUGGGGGAACUAAAAACAACUUUUUGCAAGGAACAGGGUACCUGUGUGUCUCAGAUUUUCAUAAAGCGUGGAGAUGGGGGGGGGGGGGGUUUUACGCAUUGAAUUGUCGCUGCUCGUUUUACUCGGCUGUUCAUGGGAAUGGUCCGGGCUCAUUAAUGUGAUGAGGUGAGAUUGUUGACAACUUAAAACGUCGUUCUUAGAGUUUGUGAACGCCAAUCAGAUUUUUACCGGUAAGCUUUCGUUGGUUUUUAUUCACUUAAAUGUCACCUGGAAGUAAAACAAAUCAAUUGCUCUCGAAGGUGUCAAGACAUGUCAAGUGAUGAUUUGUUUUUCAAUUACCUUUCGCAGCUUGUGUUCAACUUUUACCUCAGUAAAAGCCAUCGGGGGGGGGGGGGGGGGGAUGCGUCUGAAACAAUGUGUUUGAGGUUCAACGACGGAACGAGAGAUGCAAUUUUUAAGAAUAAAAGGUGUAAAAAUGAUGGUCUCGGUAUGAAGACGACGACCAGGAAACAGCAUUUGGUAACGCUCGCGUCUAAAAAUAAAGUCUAUUUUUGUACAGAUGUCAUUUUAAAUGUUCACUUUUAGGCCAAUAAUGUGUAGAUCGUUAACGAUGUACAGUAGCCGAGAAUGAAUAACACAUUCAAGAUGACGGCUCUCGUGAGGUUAGAAACGUUUGUGUUUUAGGUGCACUGUGAUUCAUUAAUAGAGAGGCUUUGGGCGGUCCGUUAAGCGACAAGCAUUGUAUUUUUUGCUGCGAGCUAUUGACGCGUCACAUGCAAACGUAGUACAUGUGUUUUAAUGUGCGUUGAAUAAACUGCCAAAAUAAUCGUU